AUGAAGGCCACCAUUUCCUUGCUAGUUAAGGCUAGAAGACCAGAAAGAAAGGUACCGGCAAUUUUGCCUCCGUUGGACUUGUAUCGUCGUAUUUUGAGGACCCAUAGAAAGCGUUUGCCAGAUUUCCAAAGACAGUUGGGGGACGAAUAUGUCAAGCUGGAGUUCCACGCUCAUAAAAAUAUCGAUAACCCUUUACAUAUCGUGGGGUUCCUUACGAGUUGGCAGGAUUACUUGAGGGCCAUUAGUGAGGACAGCUGGAAAGUUGGUGGGUUGACCCAAGAUCAAUUGAACAAGAUGUCACCAGAACAAGUUGGCCAACUUUAUGAAUUGAUGAAAGAAACCAAGAGAGUUGCCGAAGAAGAUGUGAAUUCCCAACCUUUAGAGUCCGAAUCUAGUCGCUGA
Saccharomycopsis crataegensis is the source of this 402-nucleotide messenger RNA. RefSeq names its product Sdh7p (gene SDH7). Gene Ontology annotation, cellular component: mitochondrion; mitochondrial intermembrane space. The record is from RefSeq and is a predicted model, not a curated record. Lineage: Eukaryota; Fungi; Ascomycota; Saccharomycetes; Ascoideales; Saccharomycopsidaceae. Bases 1 to 402 code for a protein of 133 amino acids. The transcript has 2 exons. Gene Ontology annotation, biological process: mitochondrial respiratory chain complex II assembly; succinate metabolic process.